GUCUAGCCCAAGGGGGCCCGGAUCUAUGGGUCUGUCUUUCUACAGUAGAAAUAAGGAUAGUGAUCUAUGCUUGUCUUUUUGAUAAGGUCAGUGAAUAAUUUCCUGAUGACCGGCCCGAAGGCGUAUCUCAUCUACUCCAGCAGCGUGGCGGCCGGGGCCCAGAGCGGCAUUGAGGAGUGCAAGUUCCAGUUUGCAUGGGACCGCUGGAACUGCCCCGAGAGAGCGCUGCAGCUCUCCAGCCACGGCGGGCUGCGCAGUGCAAACCGAGAGACAGCCUUUGUCCAUGCCAUCAGCUCGGCGGGCGUCAUGUACACGCUGACGAGGAACUGCAGCCUUGGGGACUUCGACAAUUGUGGCUGUGAUGACUCCCGCAACGGACAGCUCGGGGGACAAGGCUGGCUGUGGGGCGGCUGCAGCGACAAUGUGGGCUUUGGGGAGGCCAUUUCCAAGCAGUUUGUGGAUGCCCUGGAGACGGGACAGGAUGCCAGAGCAGCCAUGAACCUGCACAACAACGAAGCUGGCCGGAAGGCAGUGAAGGGGACCAUGAAGCGGACCUGCAAGUGCCACGGCGUGUCAGGCAGCUGCACCACCCAGACUUGCUGGCUGCAGCUGCCUGAAUUCCGGGAGGUGGGCACGUACCUGAAGGAGAAGUACCACAAAGCCCUGAAAGUGGAUCUGUUGCAAGGGGUGGGCAACAGUGCGGCCAGCCGGGGGGCCAUCGCUGAGACCUUCAGCUCCAUCUCCAAGAAGGAGCUGGUCCACUUGGAAGACUCCCCCGACUACUGCCUGGAGAACAAGACCCUGGGGCUGCUGGGGACCGAGGGCCGGGAGUGCCUCAAGCGGGGCAAGGCCCUGAGUCGGUGGGAGAAGCGGAGCUGCCGGCGGCUGUGCGGGGACUGUGGGCUGGCCGUGGAGGAGAGGCGGGCCGAGAUGGUGUCCAGCUGCAACUGCAAGUUCCACUGGUGCUGCGCUGUGCGGUGCGAGCAGUGCCGCAAGAGGGUCACCAAGUACUUCUGCGUCCGCAAGGAGAAGCGGGAACGGAGUGGGGGCGGCAGGGCCACUCGCAAGCUCAAGAGGAAACCUUAAUGCCAUCCUGGUGCCCCGUUUCCUGCCCCCCCGCAGCAUUCUGUCCUGGCUCUGUUCUGUUCCCCAGCACAGCCCCAAGGAAGGUGUCGGCUCUUGGCCACUGUCCAGCUGGUGCUUGAAACGGUGCCUCUGGUGACUAUGGCAGGCCAUAGGCUGCUGCUGGCAGGGCCUUGCCUGCACUGGGAAGUGGACCUCACCUCCAGCAAUCUGUGGCCCACACCCCCAGCAUAGACAAAGCCAGCUGGGAUUUGCACCCCUAAAUCCAGAGCCACACCCCUCCGGCCUGCCGCGUGGCAGGGGUGACUCUGGAUUUACAGUAGCAACACCAAGAACUAGCUAGUUAACACCAGAUGGAAACAUUGCUGUUCCAGUCUGUGUCCCGGGGCAAACACAAGGUUGGCAUCAGGGAGCCUUAGCGCCCAAAGCUUGCCAGGUCUGUGCACCAGACUACUAGACUAGAGAGAGCGGCAAUCAAAGCUGGGCCUGGGGAGCAGUCCUGCAAACUUUGAGCCAGUCAAGCCGCCAGUGCUGGGUUUGGGCAGCAGCACCGCAGGCUCGGCGACUGCACAUCGGGGCUCGGCAACUGUCUGCGGGCCUUGUUUAAUAUUCCCUGUGCAGGACUCUCAACAGUCAGAGGCAUUUUAAAAAACCCCACUGCCUCUCCCAUGAGGGGUGAAGGGAGAGAGAAGGGGUGCAGCCAGCCCCGGGUGAGAAAGGCCCCUGCUUCGCCCCUCCCCCUUGGCUCAGCUCUGCCAUUCCUUACAGUGCACCGCAGUGUAAGUAAGCGCCUUAGCGGGGUGAGAUUCCAGGGUGCCAUUUGACCUGCCUAAUCAGCUGCUGUCUGGCUGCGUCCAGCCAGGGAUCCCAUGACUCACGCUCUCAUGCUCACACUGCAUCAGGGCUCCCCGCCACGCCGGGGGUGUUCCUCCCGCCGUCGGCUCUCACAUGCUGCCCCACGGAGGCUCCUCGACUGCCGCUCUCCAGCCCCACCGCGUCUUCCCAAGGCUCUUCAAAGGAGGGUUUGAGCAGACGAGCACCCCCUCCCCCUCCCCCCGCAAUUGCCAAGCACUCUUAUGCCUCACACUAACUACUAACCCCUUCCCCCUAGGCUGAGAACACCGGUGGUAACUAUUUAAUGGUGGUGUAAAUAGGACAGUUGAGCACUUUGAUGUUUAAUUUAUUGCACAGUGACUGUGAUGUAUACAUAACAAUUUGCCUUGACACUGAUUGUAUAUAUGCUGCAGGCAGAGUGUGCAUUGUAAAGAGUUGGCUGAUAUGUCUCUGGUCCUAGCCAGGGGGUGAGAUACGCUCUGUCAGCCGCGGGACGUGGGAGUUCACUGCACCGGCACCGCGAUUGAACGCUUUCCCGCAGGGCUGUGCCUUUGUCGCCUGUUCUGCUGCAGUGGCCGCUGUUUGAAAUCUCUUGUAGACUGAUCAGGAGCCAGCCUAGAUAAAUUGCUGGCCAG
Mauremys mutica (yellowpond turtle) is the source of this 2552-nucleotide messenger RNA. RefSeq names its product Wnt family member 8B (gene WNT8B). The transcript is spliced from 6 exons. Gene Ontology annotation, biological process: canonical Wnt signaling pathway; multicellular organism development; neuron differentiation. NCBI's taxonomy places the organism in Eukaryota, Metazoa, Chordata, Testudines, Geoemydidae. Gene Ontology annotation, cellular component: extracellular region. Gene Ontology annotation, molecular function: frizzled binding; cytokine activity. The coding region runs from base 67 to 1086 and encodes 339 amino acids. The record is from RefSeq and is a predicted model, not a curated record.